This is a messenger RNA of Lucilia sericata (common green bottle fly), 534 nucleotides long. RefSeq names its product cuticle protein 38-like. Bases 57 to 500 code for a protein of 147 amino acids. NCBI's taxonomy places the organism in Eukaryota, Metazoa, Arthropoda, Insecta, Diptera, Calliphoridae. The record is from RefSeq and is a predicted model, not a curated record. The transcript is spliced from 2 exons.
AGUAUUAUUAACAAUUCUUUACUUGUUAAGAAAACAUCAAAACAAAUUUUAACAAAAUGUUCAAAUUCGCUGUUGUCAUCUUUGCUGUCAUUGCCUGUGCUGCUGCCAAACCCGGUUUCAUUGGUGCUCCUUUGGCCUACACUGCUCCCGCCGCUGUUGUUGCUGCUCCAGCUCCUGUAGUCACUGCCACCAGUAGCCAGGUUAUUGCUCGUAAUUACAAUGGUAUUGCCACUGCUCCAAUUGUAGCUCCCGUAGCUACUCCCGUUGUAGCCAAAACUGUUGCCCCUGCUGCUUUCGCUGCUCCUGUUGUUGCUAAAUAUGCUGCCGCUUACUCUCAUCCUUUGGCCUACUCCGCACCUGUUGUAGCUAAAUAUGCUGCCGCUUACUCUCAUCCUUUUGCUUACUCCGCUCCUGUUGUAGCUAAAUAUGCUGCUGCCUAUACUCAUCCUUUGGCCUACUCAGCACCUUUGACUUAUGCCGCUGCUCCAGCUUUGUGGUAAAAAGUGGUUUUAAAACGUUUAAGACGAUGUGAUU